Messenger RNA from Anopheles maculipalpis, 4542 nucleotides. RefSeq names its product nucleolar protein dao-5. NCBI's taxonomy places the organism in Eukaryota, Metazoa, Arthropoda, Insecta, Diptera, Culicidae. Gene Ontology annotation, cellular component: nucleoplasm; nucleolus. The record is from RefSeq and is a predicted model, not a curated record. Bases 64 to 4542 code for a protein of 1492 amino acids. The transcript has 6 exons.
UUCCUCCUGCAGUCAUCGUGGUGUGCGGUGCUGUCCGAAUCUGUUCCUACGUUUCAUAUCAAAAUGGCUGCCCUCAGUGAUGCUGUUCUCGAUGCGCUGGUAUACGAGCAUCUAUCGAAGAAAGACAAAACUUUUGCCGCAGUAUUUCAGAAAAAGUUCAAAUCGCCCGCAUUGCCAAAAGGAGCACCGAAGCUAGAUGAGAUAGUGAAACAUUAUCAGUCUACAAAACAGAAGCUUUCGACCACUGGUAAACAGCAGGCACAGGAGGAUUCGGACGACGAUGAAGAAGAAGAUUCCGAUGAGGAGGAGGAGGAGGAGGAGGAAAAAACUCCGGCAACAAAUGGCAAAGUGGUAAAUGGUAAAAAGGCGGCAAAUGGUACCGCUGUCAAAAAAGCACAGCAAGUACCGGAGGAUGAGGAUGAUGACGAUGACGAUGAGGAUGAGGAUGAGGAUGAUGAAGAGGACAGCGAUGAAGAGGAUGAUGAAGCACCGGCCCCCAAAGCUGGUGCAGGCGCGAAAGUCACACCAAAGGUGACGCCACUCGUUAAAAAAGUACAGCAAGAAGAAUCUGAUGAGGACGAUGAUGACGAUGACGAGGAAGAUGAGGAGGAUUCAGACGAAGAGGAGACACCGAAACCACAGCAGCAAAAGCCAGCAGUAGCAGCAGCUGGACAGAAGCGUAAAGCACAGGAUGACGCAGAAGAGGAGGAAGACGAUGAGGAAGAUGAUGAAGAGGACGACGAGGAGGAUGAGGAGGCGGAAAAGCCGAAACCAGCAGCGGCAAAGAAAGCCAACAACGCCGCCAAGCCCAACACCAACCAACAACAGAAGAAUCAAAAGUCCAUCGUAAAUGGAAAACCAAUGACGAAUGGAGAACCUCUUAUGAAUGGAAAAGCAGAGAAAGCAGAGUCUUCGGAUGAUAGCUCUGAUGAGAGUUCAGAGGAGGAUACGAAACCGACGGCUAAGAAACCUGCAUCGGCUGUCCCAACAUCAAAGACGGCAACGCCAGCAGCGGCUAAGAAACAACAGGAAGAAUCCAGCAGUGAAGACGAUUCUUCCGAGGAUGAAGCAAUAGUGAAAAAGCUAGCAGCUGUUGCUGUAAAGACCCCCGCAAAGGCACCAGCUGUUGUUGCUAAAAAAGCAGAGUCUUCGGAUGAUAGCUCUGAUGAUAGCUCAGAGGAAGAUUCGAAGCCGGCGGCUAAGAAACCUACAGUGUCUGCCACACCAAAUGCCAAGACUCCUGCAAAGGCGGCGACGCCAUCAGCUGCUAAGAAACAAAAGGAAGAAUCGAGCAGUGAAGACGAUUCUUCCGAGGAUGAAGCAACAGUGAAAAAGCCCGCAGCUGUUGCUGUAAAGACCUCAGCGAAAACCCCCGCAAAGGCACCAGUUGCUGCUGCUAAAAAAGCAGAGUCCUCGGAGGAUAGCUCUGAUGAUAGCUCAGAGGAAGAUUCGAAACCGGCGGCUAAGAAACCUGCGGUGUCUGCCACACCAAAUGCCAAGACACCUGCAAAGGCGACGACGCCAGCAGCUGCUAAGAAACAAAAGGAAGACUCAAGCAGUGAAUACGAUUCUUCCGAGGAUGAAGCAACUGUGAAAAAGCCCACAGCUGUUGCUGUGAAUACCCCAGCGAAAACCCCCGCAAAGGCACCAGUUGCUGCUGCUAAAAAAGCAGAGUCCUCAGAGAAUAGCUCUGAUGAUAGCUCAGAGGAAGAUUCGAAGCCGGCGGCUAAGAAACCUGCGCCGGCAGCAGUAAAGACCCCGGCGAAGACCCCCGCAAAGGCACCAGCUCCUGUUGCUAAAAAAGCAGAGUCCUCGGAGGAUAGCUCUGACGAUAGUUCAGAGGAAGAUUCGAAGCCAGCAGCUAAGAAACCUGUACUGAUUGCCACGACAAAUGGCAAGACACCUGCAAAGGCGGCGACGCCAGCCGCUGCUAAGAAACAACAGGAAGAAUCGAGCAGUGAAGACAAUUCUUCCGAGGAUGAAGCAACAGUGAAAAAGCCCGCAGCAGUAAAGACCCCAGCGAAGACCCCCGCAAAGGCACCAGCUGUUGUUGCUAAAAAAGCAGAGUCAUCGGAUGAUAGCUCUGAUGAUAGCUCAGAGGAAGAUUCGAAGCCGGCGGCUAAGAAACCUGCGGUGUCUGCCACACCAAAUGCCAAGACUCCUGCAAAGGCGACGACGCCAGCAGCUGCUAAGAAACAACAGGAAGAAUCGAGCAGUGAAGACGAUUCUUCCGAGGAUGAAGCAACAGUGAAAAAGCCAGCAGCUGUUGCUGUAAAGACGCCAGCGAAAACCCCCGCAAAGGCACCAGUUGCUGCUGCUAAAAAAGCAGAGUCAUCGGAUGAUAGCUCUGACGAUAGCUCAGAGGAAGAUUCGAAGCCAGCAGCUAAGAAACCUGUACUGACUGCCACGACAAAUGGCAAGACACCUGCAAAGGCGGCGACGCCAGCAGCUGCUAAGAAACAACAGGAAGAAUCGAGCAGUGAAGACGAUUCUUCCGAGGAUGAAGCAACAGUGAAAAAGCCCGCAGCUGUUGCUGUAAAGACCUCAGCGAAACCCCCCGCAAAGGCACCAGUUGCUGCUGCUAAAAAAGCAGAGUCCUCGGAGGAUAGCUCUGAUGAUAGCUCAGAGGAAGAUUCGAAACCGGCGGCUAAGAAACCUGCGGUGUCUGCCACACCAAAUGCCAAGACUCCUGCAAAGGCGACGACGCCAGCAGCUGCUAAGAAACAACAGGAAGAAUCGAGCAGUGAAGACGAUUCUUCCGAGGAUGAAGCAACAGUGAAAAAGCCAGCAGCUGUUGCUGUAAAGACGCCAGCGAAAACCCCCGCAAAGGCACCAGCUGUUGUUGCUAAAAAAGCAGAGUCAUCGGAUGAUAGCUCUGAUGAUAGCUCAGAGGAAGAUUCGAAGCCAGCAGCUAAGAAACCUGUACUGACUGCCACGACAAAUGGCAAGACACCUGCAAAGGCGGCGACGCCAGCAGCUGCUAAGAAACAACAGGAAGACUCAAGCAGUGAAGACGAUUCUUCCGAGGAUGAAGCAACUGUGAAAAAGCCCACAGCUGUUGCUGUGAAUACCCCAGCGAAAACCCCCGCAAAGGCACCAGUUGCUGCUGCUAAAAAAGCAGAGUCCUCAGAGGAUAGCUCUGAUGAUAGCUCAGAGGAAGAUUCGAAGCCGGCGGCUAAGAAACCUGCGGUGUCUGCCACACCAAAUGCCAAGACUCCUGCAAAGGCGGCGACGCCAGCCGCUGCUAAGAAACAACAGGAAGAAUCGAGCAGUGAAGACGAUUCUUCCGAGGAUGAAGCAACAGUGAAAAAGCCCGCAGCAGUAAAGACCCCAGCGAAGAGCCCCGCAAAGGCACCAGCUGUUGUUGCUAAAAAAGCAGAGUCAUCGGAUGAUAGCUCUGAUGAUAGCUCAGAGGAAGAUUCGAAGCCGGCGGCUAAGAAACCUGCGGUGUCUGCCACACCAAAUGCCAAGACACCUGCAAAGGCGACGACGCCAGCAGCUGCUAAGAAACAACAGGAAGAAUCGAACAGUGAAGACGAUUCUUCCGAGGAUGAAGCAACAGUGAAAAAGCCAGCAGCUGUUGCUGUAAAGACGCCAGCGAAAACCCCCGCAAAGGCACCAGCUGUUGUUGCUAAAAAAGCAGAGUCAUCGGAUGAUAGCUCUGAUGAUAGCUCAGAGGAAGAUUCGAAGCCAGCAGCUAAGAAACCUGUACUGACUGCCACGACAAAUGGCAAGACACCUGCAAAGGCGGCGACGCCAGCAGCUGCUAAGAAACAACAGGAAGAAUCGAGCAGUGAGGACGAUUCUUCCGAGGAUGAAAAAACUACCAACAAACCAGUUGCCACAAAGAAUCCGGUAGCAGCAGCAACCGCUAAGCGGAAAGCAGAAUCUUCAGAAGAUUCUGAUAGCUCGGAUGAAGAAGAGACAGGACCAGCAGCUAAGAAACCCGCCCUAUUGAAUUCGUCCACUACGAAAGCUUCUGUACAAAAAGAAAAGAAAGAAUCGUCUUCGGAUUCAGAAUCGGAGGAAGAGGAAGAUAAGCCUUCAGAAAAUGUUAAACAGUCAAAUAACCAGGUGGGACAAAAAAGGAAGCUAGAUGAACAGCAGGAACAAACCAUUCCUCCAGCAAAGAAACCGAACUUCUACAGCAACUUCGUACGGUCUAGCGAUCAGCAGGAAAGCUACGAAAACAACAAGUUCCACACUCCGCCGAACAAAACGAAAUUGCACCAACAGAAUGGUGGAAGCGCCAGCAGUGGUUUCGGUAGCGGACGCAAAUCAUUCACCAACAGCGAUGAAAAACGUGGGGUAGAGCGAUUCCGCCGUGUCCGUGCAGAAGAAGUUGAAAUUGAUAAUCGGCUGAAGGAUAACUCUUACGAAGCGAAGCAAAACGCAUACGGAUCUUACGGGGAACGAGCGAACCAAAUUCUGAAGCACACCAAGGGCAAAUCGUUCCGUCACGAAAAGACGAAAAAGAAGCGUUCGGGGUAUUCUGGUGGACUUAUCGAUACAUCGGUAAAUUCCAUCAAGUUUGAAGAUUAG